AGGCCUAUGGUCUGAAUAAUUACCAAGAGCUUCGCUCUUUAUUUGAGAACAUAACCUACAAUGUAACCAUUUAUGAACAAUAAUUGUUUCAUUCUGCUUGUUCAUGUUGACUGAAUAACCCUGAGUCAUGGGCCACUGUUACUAUUCUCACACUGAGUCACGAGAUUUCUGACAGCCAUGUGACGUGAUACCCAAUACCGUUAUUCAAUCUCAGUCCCACUGCUUGAGAACAAUAUACGGGAGGCAAUUUAUGUAUAUAUAUAUAUAUAAACCUAAUUGUCGAACAGGCUACACAUAUUCUACAACGUCAACCAUUUAAACAAAUAUUAGAUGGAGGAAUAGCUCAAACGAAAGAGCAUACAAAUGGAUGUGCCUCAGUGUCGCGGACGGUGCCAGGCGCGUGAUACAUUGCUUUGGUACUGGGGCAGCGUUGCAUCAGCAUCCGUCAUCAGCUGAUCACUCUCAAGGUCUCCUUCGCAGAGCAUCAUGGGGAGGACACUGGAACCGCUGAUUCUAUCCGGGGACCGCAACAUCCCCUACAACUAAACCAACGUUGGUUCACCAUCAGCACCAUAAUAGGAGACCCACGCCAAAAAGAGGUCACGCAGAGAGCAUCUCGUUUUUCAUAGGUUGAUGGGAACUGGACUAACUCCUCAAAGGGAAAGGUGCGGAUUGUCGCGCAUCCACUCCACAACACUGAGCUAUAUGAAACGAAUAACAAAGACAUUUGCAAGGGACUUUGAUUUGAUAGCAUCCUAACGCAUUGGUGCCAGUUGAAUCGUGGAGGGCGGGAGAGGAAUAGCACGACUAUAGCACGACUGGUCACGGCAGGUGAAUUGCGGCUGCAGCUUUCCAGACUGUGCGUGCUUUUCCACCUGAAGAUCUUUUCUCUUGUCCUGUUUGUCAUCUUCUCAUCAAGAGCUGCUAUUUGUUAGUGAAUAUCUAUCUAUUCACUGAAGAUGGUGGAGGAGGAGAAAAAGCAGGUGACAGGAUACCUCCUGUUCUCCCUGGCCACUGCAGUCAUUGGCUCGCUGCAGUUUGGCUACAACACAGGGGUCAUUAAUGCACCGGAGCAGAAACUGCGGGCCUUCUUCAAUAACACAUGGAUGGAGAGGUAUGCCGAGCCCAUCAAACCAGGAACGUGCACCAUUGUGUGGAGCUUGUCGGUGGCCAUCUUUAGUGUGGGCGGCAUGGUGGGCUCCUUCAGCGUCGGCGUGAUGGCAGACAGAUUUGGGAGGAAAUUGUCCAUGUUCCUGGUCAACAUCCUGGCUGUGAUCGGAGGCCUCCUCAUGGGUUUCUCCACCAUUUGCUCCUCCUAUGAGAUGGUCAUCGCUGGACGCCUCGUCAUUGGCCUCUUCUGUGGCCUCUUUACCGGCCUUACGCCCAUGUAUGUGGGGGAGCUGUCCCCCACCCCUCUCCGGGGCGCCUUCGGCACCUUGCACCAGCUGGGCGUAGUGAUUGGCAUCCUGGUGGCUCAGAUCUUUGGCUUGGAGUCUCUGCUGGGGUCGGACAAGCUGUGGCCUCUGCUGCUGGCUCUGACUGUCAUCCCGGCCGUGCUGCAGUGUAUCCUGCUGCCCUUCUGUCCCGAGAGCCCCCGCUUCCUCCUCAUCAACCAGAACAAGGAAGAGCAGGCCCGCAAAGCCCUGGUGCGUCUGCGUGGCACAGAGGAUGUGAGUAAAGACAUGCAGGAGAUGAAGGAGGAGAGUUCCAAGAUGGCCAUGGAGAAGAAAGUGACCAUCCUCGAGCUGUUCCGCACCGCAGCCUAUCGGCAGCCGCUCCUCAUUGCCGUCAUGCUCCACCUCUCCCAGCAGCUCUCCGGAAUCAAUGCUGUGUUCUACUAUUCAACUGGUAUCUUUGAGUCAGCCGGUGUCACCCAACCCAUUUACGCCACUAUUGGAGCAGGAGCUGUUAACACUGUCUUUACAGUGGUAUCUCUCUUCCUGGUCGAGAGGGUGGGACGAAGGACUUUGCAUCUCGUCGGAUUGGCCGGAAUGGCCGUCAGUGCCCUGCUCAUGACUAUUGCCCUCCUGUUGAAGGGCUACUCGUCUCUGAGCUACCUGAGCAUCGGGGCAGUGUUUCUGUUCGUGGCCAUGUUUGAGAUGGGGCCUGGUCCUAUCCCAUGGUUCAUAGUGGCAGAGCUCUUCUCCCAGGGUCCGCGGCCGGCCGCCAUAGCCGUGGCCGGCUGCUGCAACUGGACCGCCAACUUCCUGGUGGGAGUCAGCUUCCCCAAACUGGAGGAGCUGUGUGGGCCUUACGUCUUUAUCAUCUUCAUGAUCUUACUCAUCUUCUUCUUCAUCUUCACCUUCAUCAAAGUCCCAGAAACCAAGGGCAAGACCUUUGACGAGAUCGCCCGCGAGUUUGGCGGAGCCCCCCCGCCCCACACCACCUCUGUGGAAGCUCCUCCCACUAGUAGCAGCGUAACACUUCCUGCCUCGCCCAUCAAGGAGAAGGUACCAUUGGUGGGGGCGGCAGCAGCAGAGGAUAAGUCCAUCUCAACUGUACAGGCGAGCUUGUAGAACCCUGUGUCAGGUCGAGGGUUAAAUGUCAGGUGUUGGGGGUCAGCAGGUUCAAAAACAGAUUCAAGCUUAAUUCUUUGGGUGUUCAGGUACAUGGGGACGAGUGAUUGAGGUGACGGGAAAUACUUUUCGUGUACAUGGAAAGCCACAACGCACACAUAUUUUGGUGGAAUACGGUAGCUAGGAUUGCUUUCUUUCAUGUGUAAUAUCUUUUUGGAAGUGUUCUCAACUUAUAGGUCAAAAUUAGGAUUUCAUUUUUUUGCCUUCUUUUACUGAGUGCAUCAUAAUUUGAAGAGCAAAGUGGGCCUAGUCAAAACAAACAACCCCAGUAGUGUUUCUGGUUAAUAGUCGUUUUAACAGUGAAACUGUAGAUUAGGGUCAAUUGCAUUGGUUUGCUUUCUUGGUUUAGAAAUAGCUUUUUUAAAUAACCCAAUAAUCCCAGAAUGAUCAUACUUGGCAUUUUUUUUCCAACAGAUGUAUUCGUGAUCAAAAUGAUGUGCUUUUACCCUAUUCAAUGUAAGAAUCUACUGAUAAAGAAUCACAUUUGGAUGGUUGAUGAAGUAAGAUGGUUGUUGUUUUCAAUGAGAGAGUACAUCUUUCACUUUAACUUAAGAUGCACCGUAUUAACCAAAUAGAAAUCAAUUAAAACUCCACAAUAGCUAAUAUACUCUUUAAAAAGCGCUUUAAGGCAAAUUAAUCAACAGAAGGAAUAAUUUGAUAAAUAUUUACCUGAGGGAGUGCUUUUACAGCUAGCCUAGUAGAAAAAUACUUUAGGAUAGCGUAGAAUUGCAUUUAACUAUAUUGACUAAGGGGACUGCAAUAGAGGUUUCAAAUUAAAAAGGAUGAAACUUUAUAUAAAGGAUGGGUAACGUUAAUAUUGAUAGUUAUUUUGGAUAUUAGAUUAUAAUAGAUUAUGAUAUGAGUUGUGAUGUUAUGAACUUGGAUUCGAUUAGAAUCAACCACAGAGAGCAAAGGACUCCAGCGAUUUUCUCUGUGGUAUUGAGUGCAAUUUUGAAUUAUUCUGCAGUGGGAGCAUUCAUAAAAAUAAAAAAAAUGAAUAUAAUUGUGACGGUUGUCUAUUCAAUGUGGAUUUGAAAUACCAAAAUGGGAGUUUAGUUGUGACCAAAUGUGAGGAUUUGUGCAAUAUUGCUUUUUAAAUACUCUACUUUGUGACCAUUUCUGAUGAUUACCAUGUGGAACAUUUUUUAAAAUAGUAAUUUAUUUAAAGAUUUCAUUGUAGAUAAAUGUUUAUUUUUUGUAGUUGUGUAAAUUAUAUGUAGUAAUUUUGCUCCAAGCACUUUCACUAUUUAUUUUGCUUAGAAAGAUGACAGGGUCAUGGCUUUGUUCUGUAUUAAUAUAAUAUAUUGUGGAUAUAUGUAUGUGUUGCACUGGGAAAAUACAUUCCUUUGAUGGUGGUGUUCAGUAUUUGACCUCUACUCUUAGGAAAAAAACGUUAUUCAAUGGCUGCACUCCCUCACUACUGUUAACAAGACUGCAAUACUGUACUAACUGAACCAUACCCAGCUACCAUAUGCAAAUUCACUUACUGUACACAUUUAUGAGUGUAUUUAUUUGUAAAUAUGUAUUUUCAAAAAUAAUAUUUAUAUGUUGAAUGUGUGCUUGUUCUGACUUAUGGGGUGCCCAUCGUCCAAUGAGUGAACAACUAUUUAGAUUGUUUCCUAGUAAUAUGCUGAAGCAUUGAGACACAUUGCUCUAUUAACUUUGUGGUUAAAGUAUUAUUUUUGUCAAAAUAUACACUGGAAAUAAAAACCAGUUCCCUUACCACUGCUCCACAACACUGCUUCCCUCACCCUCCCCCUCUUACACUUUCCACUUGCCAUCUACUUGCUUAGUAUGCACCUUAUGGUGUCCUCAGUGUGUGUCUAAAAAAAAGUGUAUUUUUGUUGUUGUUGAUGAUUGAAUCCUAUAUUGUCACAGAGAUCUAUUCCAAUUGACUUCAGAAAACCAUGUUGUUUUGAAAUGGGGUUUUACCCAUGCUGUUGGUAUUGCUAUUAUGUCGAUUUUUUUCCUGGCCUGUGUUUCAUGGCCUUCCGUUUGCUUUGAGUGAUCGUGUUUAUGAGUUCCAUGUUUCUGCGGCUUAUUUGCGCCUCUUCUUCAGCACCUUUCAGCUAAUGUGUACCGUAUGUGUCUGUGAACACAUUCUUCCUGCUUCCAAAGUCUUGUACUCUAAUUCUCCACUAGGCACCAAACAAGGGGCAUUUAAGCAACGUCUAUAGUCUCUGCCAUAAACAAUUGAAAUGAAAAUGUAUGAAAUAACCAAUGUUGGUAUUGAAUUAAAAAAUAUGGUCUAAUUAAUAUUUCAAGAUCGUGUAAAGUGCAGAAAAGAACACUUUUGAAUCCAUUUGAUAAUUGUCCUCUAUUGGGAAAAUGUAUCACACAAACAGUAUAAAUCUGGCUAUGCAAUGGCUUUUGAGACAAUGAAACAUUACAACAAACUAACAGCAAUAAUGCAUCCUCAUAUGUUACAUGUAUUCGUUUCACUUAUAUAUGAAUACAAUGUUAAAUAAAAUAUCCCACAUCCAACAAA
Messenger RNA from Salmo salar (Atlantic salmon), 5064 nucleotides. NCBI's taxonomy places the organism in Eukaryota, Metazoa, Chordata, Actinopteri, Salmoniformes, Salmonidae. The record is from RefSeq and is a predicted model, not a curated record.